AUGUCCCCCGCCUUCAUUGUCUCGCCCCUCCUCACCCGCACCCCGCUUCUCCCGUCGCGCGCCGUCUGCUUCCCAGUCACUCGCUACGCCCUCACCCAAAAGCGCGCUCGUGCCCUCCCACCGCCGCACGCGGCAGCCCGCUCUUUCGUCACCAUGGUCGCCGAAGGAGCCCAAGCCCCCGACUUUGAGAAGACCGACGGGGACGGCAACAAAGUCUCGCUCUCCAGCUUCCGCGGCUCACGCAACGUCGUGCUCUACUUCUCCAACGGAGCUGGGCCCGGUUGCACUAGCCAGAGCUGCUCCUUCCGAGACGCCGCGGAGGACUUUGCUCAGCUCGACGCCGAGAUCAUCGCCGUGUCGGCACAGAGCGAUACCACUGCGUUCAAGCGCGAGAAUAGCCUCCCCUUCUCCGUCAUCCCGGACUCGCAAGGAGAGCUGCGAAAACUUUACAAAGUCCCGUCCACUCUAGGCUUGUUGCCCGGACGAGUCACAUAUGUCAUCGACAAGCAGGGAAUCGUCCGCAGCGUCUAUAACUCCCAGUUCUCCACCGCCGCACACAUUACGACAGCCUCUGAAGCCUUGAAGGCCAUAGCAAAAUAAAACUCCUACUCCUGUUCCUCGCA
This is a messenger RNA of Chondrus crispus (carragheen), 623 nucleotides long. RefSeq lists its product as hypothetical. Lineage: Eukaryota; Rhodophyta; Florideophyceae; Gigartinales; Gigartinaceae. The transcript is spliced from 2 exons. Bases 1 to 600 code for a protein of 199 amino acids. The record is from RefSeq and is a predicted model, not a curated record. Gene Ontology annotation, biological process: cell redox homeostasis; cellular response to oxidative stress. Gene Ontology annotation, molecular function: thioredoxin peroxidase activity. Gene Ontology annotation, cellular component: cytoplasm.